Molecule: messenger RNA, 9291 nt
Organism: Pecten maximus
Lineage: Eukaryota; Metazoa; Mollusca; Bivalvia; Pectinida; Pectinidae
Exons: 17
Coding region: 120-8924 (2934 amino acids)
Molecular function (GO): protein binding
Source: RefSeq, a predicted model, not a curated record
GUAUCCCAAAUGGCCAAUUAUGCAGGUGUGAUAAUUCCAAAUUUUUAUUUGGAUGAAGACGUUCUAUUAUGUUUUGAAGAUGGAUAGAGUGAAUAUAAUUCCACGUUUGAUAGCUUAAAAUGGAAGACCUGGGGAAUAUCGAUUUUUCCGGAAAUAUACCAUCUAUGAACGUAUCCUUCGAUUUGAAUACGGACGGAACCAGCACAGAUGACAGGAAUAUGACAGAAAAAGUUGAUGGGGAGAUUACCUCAUCAGCUGAUUUGGGGUUACCUUCGCCGGUACCUGUUACAGAGGAGAGUAUGAGUAUAGCAUCAGAUGAAGUUGAUGACAAGGAGGAAGAAACCGACACACGAAAUCCUCUCAGUCCUGAACUGCAACAAGGCUAUAGAAUUUUGAAGGAACUUAUGGCAGAUGGAAACAAAUCUGUGAACUGGCAUUUUUUGGAAGCUGUCGACUCUAGUCAUCCUGAAACUGCAGAUUAUUAUGAACGAAUCAAGAGACCAGUCUGGUUGGGGAAAAUGUUAAGUAAGUUUGAAGACCGUCUUUAUGAAACCAUCACCGAGUUUGUGUCAGACUUUCGUCUGAUGUUGGAAAACUGUUAUCGCUACAAUGGACCUGACCACUAUGUUUCAAAAAGAGGACAAAAGCUGGAGACAAUGAUGGAACAAAAACUUGCUCUUCUUUCCAGAGAGUUACGAGAAAAGACAUCCAUUGCAGCAACAUCAGGUCAAAAUGGUGAUGAAAACAUUUCUUUCUCGGGCUUACGAAGACGAACAAGGACAAUAAUUCCCCAUGAUUCCUCUGCUUUGCUCAGUCAGCUGAGAGAGGAGGAGAUGCGUCGUGACCGUGAACAACGUAAACAGCAGAUUACAGACAGGAAGGCAGUACAAGAGGCCCAGCUCCAAGAAGUCUUAGACUGGGAAACUGCUAUCCUAGAUGGCAAUGCUGACUAUAUGAGGGCCAUGUGGGAGCUGCCCCAAAUUGGUCACUUUUUGUUCCUGUGUCAAGAUGCACUUAACAUUGGAGAAAUUCCUCAGUUUGAGUUGGAGCGGUGCUUCUAUAUGCCACGAGAAAGUGCGGUGAUGCAGAAAGUAAUGACUGCUCUACUUAGUACUCCAUUCCAGAGAAUGAGAAUUGACAAGAAGACGUUGAUGCCGUAUAGUAUUUGGGAUGAGAAAUUAAGACUUAAACUGAGACAGUGGUACAAAACAUUUGUAGAUAGCCAUGAAGAUGUACAAAAGGCUGCAGUUAAACUGGGAAUAGAUUGCAAUUUCUUUGAGAUAGUUGGCAAAAGAAAUCCAUUGGAGAGAUGUAAAUUUCAUAACCUUUGUCCAUACCGGAGAGUUUGGAUUGUCAAGUCAUUGUGUGACUAUUGUCUGGAGCAUCAAGAAUCCAUUAGGGAUGCUAUAGAGUCCCAGCCCAUUGAAGAACAGCAUGACUACCUACUGGGAGUGGAUGCCAAUGGAACACGCUACCUUCACUUCCCACAGUUCUGUGGUGCAGAUCUUAGGAUCUAUAAACAAGAAAAAAUACCUGAACCCAAAGUACCUGUUUUCCUAGAAACACCAAAACAAGAGGAAAAAGAAACUGAACCAACUGAAACAAAUACUGAAAUUGAUAAACCAAUUAGCUCAAAGAAAAAGAAGAAAAAGAGAAAGAAGAUAAAACCAGACCUUCCUGCUCCUCCUACAAAUAGGCCAAGCCGACUUAGACAGAAAAUUAAAACUGUGUUGCCAGUUAAGAAUUUUUCCUCAUCUUCUUCAUCUUCAUCCGAUGAUGAUGGUGGCGACGAAAGUGAUGGAUCCGAUGCUAAUACAAGGACUAGUUUCGGAGAUCAGAGUGACUUAAAUCUAAAUGAUAGUGGGAUAUGUGAUGAUACACCAAGAAAAAGGAAUAAUGAGCCUCCAAACAAACCACUUCAUCGAUUGAUGGAGAGUGACAAUUGUAGUGAUACUUCGUCCAUCGACGGAGAUGGUGCUUGUAAGCGGUCUCGUACUCGCAGACUGGUGCGAAAUGGCUUAUUACGAGAGUUUAAUGUAUCUGAACAGUCUUUAGAUGAAAGUUCCAUGGAUAGAGAUGAGAUCUCAGAAGUUAAAGAUGAGACUAUGUCAGAGACAAGUAACACUCUAGAUAGUUUAGAGGACAGUAAUGGUGCUUGCAAACAUAGUGAUAUCAAAAUAGAUCGUAAAAAUAUGCCAGACAGGAGUGAGACUGAAGUGUGCGAAAGUGAUACUGAUUCGCAAAUGUCACAUUCAUUUAGCAUGAAAAAGGGUAAUGAUGCAAAUGGUUAUGAACCAAUGGAUGUUAGUGAAACAGAAUUCCAGAAUACUUGUACAGAAAUGGAUGCCAAGGGAGACCAUCCACAGGAUAUAGAAACAACAAAUGUAAACCAGUCUCCCUUAUGUGAUAGCCUUUCUGCUCAUAAUACAGAGUCAUCAUUUGGUGGCAUCAGUACUAGUCAGUUCCUUAAAGUUGAUCCCAACAGUGCAGUGUUAACUGAACAGUCCACAAGUAGUGACAACACACACGACAAUUCGGAAGUGAAGUUUCCAGAGUGUAAUACAACCAAUGACUUAAAAACUGAAUCAAAUACUCCAACAUGUAAUACACCAGAAAGUAAAUCGGACUUGAACCAUGGGUUGGAUAGGGUAGCAACUGAAAGUCCACAUAUAUUAGAGAAAAACAUCAAACCAUCGGAUACAAACAGUAGUGAUAUUGAAAUGUCUAGCUGUGAUAAAAUUGACACUUCUGAUAUUAAAGUGAAAGUAGAAAUAACAGAGAAAGAUCCUGAAAAGGAGCAGGUGCUUGACCAUGACUACUCGGGGCAGAGUGGGGUGGGCAAAUUCCUUGAUCACGAUUAUGGACAGGGCUGUCAAGCUAAUGUAGACAGUGUGAAGGAUGAAACAAUGGACAGCAUGGAGGUUAAACAGGAGGUCAAAAAGGAGGAUGAGAUGGAACAGGAGAAGGAAGUGUUGCCAGAAUUAGGUCCAUUUAAACUUAUUGUGGAAUGUGUUGAAGACCUGAAGCAACUAGUGGAAUCAUUUGCAGAGCAGGAACCGAUUGUCAUUGGUAAAGGAAAGAAACAAAAGGUAAUUAAGCCACCGCCUCGCAAACGUUGUGUGGUGGAUCUCCAUGGGCGGCUCUUGUUCCUGUUGAAGGAGCUGGAGCCUUGGGAACAAAAGCUCACCCUGGCCACUAGGAAAGCCAGGCUCAAGAUGCAUAAGGAGCAUACAUCCUUUGUUGAGGAAAAGCAAGAGGACGACAAUUGGGAGUCUGAGCAUUCUGAAUCAUCCGGAUCUGAGAAUGGGGAAAAUUCUGACUCGGAUGGGAGUGAAAAUGAAGAUGCAAAUGAGGAUGAAAAUGGGGUUGUGAUCAUACAGCAAGAGGCUUCUACUACAGCUUCAUCUACAUAUACUCUGUCUGUGUCUCAAAGCGAAGCAAUGGAAGACUGUGACGAUAUUGACGUGAGCUCUAGAGGACGCAUCAGGAAAAGACGUGUCAUUCCAAACAACUCUGAAGAUCCUGGAACACCUAAGAAACGAAAGCUAGUCAAUGUUUCUUUGCCAUCAACUGUACCGCAUGUGCCAAACAUUCUGCAGCGUCCCGGGAAGACAUUACCCUCUAUUGGUCUCAGUUCUCUGGAUGGAAGCACAGCUAGUCAGAUCCUGUUGCAGACUAGUUCAGGAAGCCACACCCUACUGCCCUCUAAUGUGAAACUUGUAUCAGGAGAAAAAGUGCUUCAACCUCAAUCUUUGUCACUUCUACAAAGGCCUGCCCAGUUACAGCAACAGUCAUUAGCUGAGGGUAUUUCUCAUGCCAAAUUGCUGCAGGGUCUGUCACAACAUACACUUUCGUCCAAGCAAGCAUCCCAUCCGGUCAUACAACAGCUGCUGUCCACUUCACACCAUCCAAGCCCCCGAGUUGGUCCAUCUGCAUCAAGUAAUCCUAGCCCUGGAGCAACAUUAUCUACGCCGCAAAGAACAGUUCUAUUCCAGCCUGCCAAUAAGCUAUCCAAUGUCAGACCUCCCAUUGCAAAACUUGCAUCAUCCAGUCUGUCUGUGAUCGGUGGUGCUGUAGACCCACAGCUCCCAAACAUAUCCUCUACCGGUGGCAAAAUUCAGUACUAUGCAGCCAACAUCAACACUUUACCUCCAUCUGUCUUACAACAACUCAUCAAGUCAAAUGCACUGAAGAUCCCACCAGGUCCUAAUCAGUCUGGCAUGGUCUUGCUCACCACAGUCAACCCUCAGGGCCCGACCUCUUCUAGUCAGAGCCAGACCAUUGCUGGACUACAAAUUCAGACAGCACAGAAAACACCUAUAAAGAAGAGUGUCCUGCCUGUAGCAGAUCAAACAAUUGGUGGGCUGCCCAAGGCCGGUGUACCAAAGACUAUGAUAAGACUCCCAGUCAGUAGUCCGGUAACAUCAGCUGUGGCAGCAACACCAGGGUCAAUGAUAAAGAAUGUUGUUCCCCAGAUGAACACUGCUGUCAAUAUACGUGUGAAUGUGCCUUCUACAAACUCCGCCGUUGGGCUUUUACAGAGUGCUAUCAAUGCAUCGACCGGAGGCAGUGUGAUCUCUACACCAGAUCAUGUAGUACCAAACACAAACAUUGACAGGAGUGUUAGUGUUGAAACUUUAGGGAGUGGUACAUUGUCACUGACUGGUAGUAAACCUCAGGUGACUGCCAGCAGUUGUUCUCUCUCUCCUACAAACAUUUCUUCCACUUCUCCAAAUAGACAGCCUUACAAGUAUGCAAACAAUGUCACCGUGAAAACUUUACUGGAGGCACGAAAGGAUGCUGAAAAAACACCAGCAGAAUCUACUAAACCAAUACCUGUUAAAAAGACGUCUGAAGUUACAUCCUCAACACCUACUGUGUUGUUACAUCCAACAUCCACUGGAAUUAAGACUUUAAAGAUCCCCAGUAAGGCAGUGUUGGACUCUGCAGUACAGGCAGUAGUGACAGACGUCCCAACAUCUCUCCCCACUGUGAACAUCAAAGUCCCAGCGCCAUCAGCAAUGCCUGCCAUUCAGCCACGCUACAAUGUCACUAAAACCAUACAGAGCAUGAAAGGUCCCAUACCUACUGCACCUAGACUGGAACCUGCUUCCUUGUCAAGUAACACAUCAGUAAAUGUUACGUCACCUUCACCGGGGCAGAGUCAGACAAAUAAUUCCAACCAAUCUCUGCUUGCACAACUUCAAACUGGAAAUAAUCCAAUCAUGUUGACGACACUUAACAAAAACAGUGGACUUGGUAACAUGGUCCUCACAGCAGCACAACAACAAUCGCAAGAUAAGAAAAACAUGACACUGAAAGUGCUGCCGCAUGGUUUACAACAACCACAGCAAGGAGUGAUGCAAGGAUACCUGACCCCUCAAGGACUGAUAAUACCUCAAGCUGCUCUACAACAACAGCAAGCCAGCACUCUAAAUACAGGGUCAGUCGGCAAUCAAACCCUCACUCAAGGCAUACUCAAAACCCAAUCUCCAAUUCCAGGGACUGUCAACCAAACUGGAACUUCAGUGACUAUUGGCAACCAAAUUAUCACACCUGUGAAUAUCAACAAUCAAAAUCUCACCUCAGGACCCCUCAGUUACCAAACUGGAUCACAGGGUAGCCAAAGCCUCACCAGCAUGCCUGUUCAGCUUGGAUUUCAAGGAGGAAGUGUGACAUCAUUAGUGUCGGGAAAUCAACAGAUGAGUGUGUCUCACAAUAGCAACAUUCAAAGGCAGAAUGUUAGAAAGACACUUCAGGCAAGUAGCAAGGUGAUACAAAACACUGUAAACACUGUACAAAGCAACUCUGGAUCCUUAUCAAAUAACUCAAUUUCUGGGAUUCAGGGAAAGACCUUGCUUGCAGCAGGAGGACAAGCCCAGGUAGGGAAUCUCAUUACUGGACUUGUGAAGACUGGAGGAAGCAAUGCUAUAGGGACCAGUUAUUUCAACUCGGCAAUCAAUGCCACUCCCAUGCUGUCAACCACUCUUACAUCAUCAGCUAGUAUGAAGCCAGCAGUUAGUUUGGACAAAUCUGCCAGCUCAAUUAUGGACACUCAGAAGGUGCGUAUCCAGGCAGUGGGAGGUGGAGCAUCAACACUGCUAGACCUUGGGGGAAUUUCAAAACUCCAGGGCCAAGGUCAAGGUCUUCUGGUGCCAGGUCUCAUCCCAGGGAUGAACUUAGUUAAUGUUGGGGGUCAGCUGAAACUGCAAGAAGGUAGUAACAACAUGACUAUUCUGGGGAACAGUUCCAUCAGCAUGUCUACCAUUGUGUCCUCGGCUGUUUCGACUGUUACCAUGGCAAAUUCUUCGACCACUAGCUCCAGUAAUCAAAUUGGAAAUAUCUACCCUGUAGUCACACUUGCUGGUUCUGUUGGAUCAUCUGGAGGACAGACUAACCAGGCUGUUCCUCCCUCCCCAGGACCAGUUCCUCAAUCUCCACUUCAGCUAACAUCACCCCUGUUGGGUCAACUUACUAACCCUAUUGGAAAUAUGGGCAACUUUGCAACAGUCUUAGGGCAGAUAGCCAGUCCCCUCAACAAGACUGGGGUCAUAGGUCAACAAACAGCACUGACAGGAAAUCUUCAGUUACUUGGACAACCUGGGGUUAAGGUGACUGGAAGUGCAGGUCAAAUACUGCGCCAACCAAAUCAGCAGAUGAACAUUCCAAGUACAUCACCUUCAUUGAUUGGUCAACGGUUGUGUUUGUCAGGAAGCAGCAGUCAAAUGAUUGGUCAGCAAUUGACUAGUCCUCUAGCGAACCAGGCUCCUGUGGUGCUUGGUAACAUUGGACAAGGGUCAUCAUCUGACCUCAUCAAACAACUGGCUGCUGCACAGCUCCAACUCUCUGGGCAGUCAUCAUCAAGUAUUGUCAAUCAGAUUCCUAAUCAGAUGGUACUGCAGGUCCCAGCUUCUCCUGGGGUGAAAGGUCAGGCCAUGAUUCGACCUCCUGGUCAGCAGAGUCUCCAAGGAAACCAGACGAUGCUGCUUUUGUCGCCGCAGAAACAUUUGCAAGGUGCCAGUAUUGGAACAGGCACCCAGCAACCAAAGCAGCUCACUCUGAGACUCAACUCCCCAGUCCUACAACAAACGCAACAGAUAAAAGUCCCUAUUGUGUCAUCAGCCAAAUCAACACAGGAUCAGAAUGCCACACAACUCUCAAAGGUUAAACUGAACUUUGAUCUUCAAACGGCUAAGGUGAAACCUGGUCCAAUAAAUACAUCAAAAACUAUGCUACAGUCACCAGUGAUGGGAUCUGUUGUUGUUCCAGUCAGUACUGCAACACAGGCAGCAGAAAAGCUAGUCCUCCCCACCAACACACUCCAUCAGAAGUUAAAUGUUGCAAAGACUAGCACGACUACCAUUGGAACACUACAGCAGGCAAAUGUUGUAAGAUUAAACACACCUGCCUCACAAGUUCGCAUACAGGCUCCACCUCAACAGUCUUUGGUUGUGAGUCUCCCAAACACCAUCAACAGUCCCAGUACAGGGCCACUUUUGUCACCUGCCAAAGCCACCACUUCCCAAGCAGGUACAUCUCAAAAACUUUUCCUAUACAACAUUGGUGGUCAGCUGGUUACCCCUCAAGGUGUUCCAGUUACAGUCGACAAUGGUGUGCUAAAGGUGCUCCUACCCCAAACCAAGAUGGUAUCGCCAUCAUCAUCUGUCGGUCAGAAAGUGUCUGGUACCACCAAUCCUCCAGUGACAAUUGUGUCUGGUGCUAAUAUGGUAAGAUACGUAGUUCCAACUAAACCUGUGAAUGGGACCCAGUCCUUAAGUGCUACUGGAAACUUUACUGUUGGUGCAGCGAAACCCAAUUCUGUUACCAGUGUGACUUUGAACCCUGGAAGUAUUCUCACCAACCAAUCUCCAAUUGUGUGUUCUUCAGUAGGUAAAGUGCUGCAGAGUGGUUCAGCUGAUCACACAUCGUUGAUGGUUGCUGGGGUAUCUGCGAGGAGUACCAAAGGAGUGGUUUCUCCGUCGGUUGUCACUCAAAAUGUUUUAUCUCAUCAAUCUAUUAUCAAUACCCAACAAUCAGUUAAAAACACCACAAUGAAUGUCACUUCUGGUUUGUUGUCUCCAGCUAUGAAUACAGGAAAGAGCAUUCCAGCUAAAGACCAAACUGGACUUACAAAUCGCAACCAAGUUGCUGUAUCCACCAACCUUAAGAUCAGCCAGCUCCUCGGCCAACAACAAAGCAAUGUACAAGAUGCAACAGUCAGAUUUACCAGUCAUUCCACCAUAUGUAGUACAGCUAGUGCUCCUAAUGUGGAUGAAACUGCAAAUCUCAAAUCUUUCCAAAUACAAAAUGACAAUAAAACGCAGAUUGGGUAUCAAGUGUCACCCAACAUCAGUAGUCUCAUUGGAUCUGGCCAGGGAUACAUAGUGAUGCCUGGCAAAAAGACUCAGAUCAUUUUCCCGCAGCAAGGUCAGCAGAACUCUUCCUCAACCAUGGAUAAUGUGAAAGUUUUGAAGACUCAGAAUAUUUCAGAGUUGUUAAAGUCCCAAAAUAUACCCAAGACUGCCUUGGUUCAGCAAGGAACAACCUCUGGAUCAGUGUCAUCCCAAGGUGUACAACCUGUUCAGUUAGAAAAUCCAACUCAAAACAGCACUCAAGUAGAGCCUAAGGCUGAAGUGUUGAACAACAAUGUUACGCCAUACAGAUCUCAAAAUAUUGUGGAUAAGAUAAGUACUAGUGAAACAAAGGUGGUAACAAUGGACACUAGCUAUGGACCAGAUGGUGCUACUCUCAACGGUGUUGAGGAGAACCAACAGUUCUCAGAUAAUGUCAUGACCAAGGUAGAUGUGAACCAGGACAACACUUCAAAAGAACAAUCUGACAACACAGAGACUCCUAAAGGGGCAGAGAAAGAAGAGGCGGCUCUCAACCUCCUCUCAUUAGCUAAUCUUGCAUUUAACAGAUAAUACUGUUGAUAUGUUACAUUUUAAUUUUGAGAUUACAUGUACAAUGAUAAAGGAUAGGUUAGAAAAUUCAGGUAGGCCCAUAUAGUAUUACAUCAGUACAUUAUAAAAUUUUGAACAGUUAUUGGUAAUCUCUAACAUGUUGGUGAUUAUGAAAAGAAGACUUCAUGUAUAUUGAUGUUCAAUACAAAGGUAACUGUAUAGCUGUCAUGUGAAUGUGAAGAAAACAGUAGUAACAGCAAUUUUACAAGCAGGUUUUAGUGCAUCAAAGCACUGCAUUUUACAAUUUCAUUACUAUGUAACAGUUUGACUUAUACUUUACAAUGAUGAAGUUUUAAUUUGAGAAUUAGUAAAUCACAACGCAGACUUU